Molecule: messenger RNA, 1590 nt
Organism: Ilyonectria robusta
Lineage: Eukaryota; Fungi; Ascomycota; Sordariomycetes; Hypocreales; Nectriaceae
Product: general substrate transporter
Exons: 8
Coding region: 1-1590 (529 amino acids)
Biological process (GO): transmembrane transport; carbohydrate transport
Cellular component (GO): membrane
Molecular function (GO): carbohydrate:proton symporter activity
Source: RefSeq, a predicted model, not a curated record
AUGUUUCUACAAAAGAUUGUUCGCAAUGAGUCGAUCAAGACGGACCCUCCAGAGAUCUAUAACCUGAGGACCGUCCUAGUCAGUUUGGUGGCAUGCGGGGGAGCGCUCCUGUUUGGAAUGGACAUGGGCAUUAUUGGAGGCGUUCUCACUAUGGAUACCUUCAAAGAAAAAUAUGGACUCAUUGACAAAUCUAGCACUGCCAUUGCAAACCUGUCUUCGAACAUUGUGUCUGUGAUACAGGCUGGAGCAUUCGCAGGCUGCAUCUUCUCUAUGUGGUUGGCAAAUAAAAUUGGUCGACGGUUGUCUCUUAUCUCAGCCUCGAUCCUAGUCUUCAUUGGCGUAGCACUACAGGCUGCUGCCAAUGGCCAUAUCGCAUCUUUAUACGUGGGAAGAUUCGUCACAGGUAUUGCCAUUGGAAUCGCAUCCACCGUCAACCCACUCUACGUCUCAGAGAAUGCCCCGAGGGGCAUCCGAGGUCUCCUGACGGGCUGCUACCAGCUUUCCAUCGUCACUGGACUGACUCUUGCAUUUUGGAUCAACUAUGGCUGCCUCCUUCAUGUCAAAGGACACGCCCAGUACAUCAUCCCGUUAUCGCUUCAGGCACUUCCCGCUAUCAUUUUAUUUGUUGGUAUGAUUUUUGCAAAUGAAUCUCCACGUUUCCUGGCACAGAAAACCCCGGAGAAAGCCCUCAUUGUCCUCGCAAAAUUGCGCAGCCUCCCUGUAGACCAUCCGUAUAUUCAGAACGAGAUGAACAGUAUUUCGGCACAGCUUGAGGAAGAGAGGGCGCUCGCAGCUAACACUUCCGGUCUAACAUUGGUAAAAGAGGCCUUUACCGUCAAAUCUUACCGUCGGCGAACCUUUCUUUGCAUCACACUUAUGAUGUGGAGCAAUUUGACAGGAACCAACGCCAUGACAUACUACAGCCCUACUAUCUUCAAGAGUAUCGGGGUGUCCUCCUCGCAAUCAGGUUUACUUGCCACUGGCGUCUACGGGGUUGUGAAAAUGGUGUCUUGCGCUUUUUUUAUCCUUUUCGUCACUGAUUCUCUUGGACGGAGAAAGAGUCUGCUUUGGACGGCUAUUGUGCAGGGCUUGGCUCUUUUCUACGUCGGAUUUUUUAUCCGAUAUAGCCCUCCACAACAAGGAACUCCUCACGGCGCUGCCGGAUAUGUCGCAAUUGUGGCUAUUUACAUUUUUGCAGCCGUCUACCAGUUUGGUUGGGGUCCUGUGGUAUGGACAUAUUGUUCGGAAAUCCCCGCCGCACGCAUGCGUGCUCUUCAAAUGGGCAUGGCUACCGCUAGCCAGUGGCUAUUCAAUUUCGUCGUAGCGAAGAGCACAUUGUCUAUGUUUGCGACUUUGGGUACGAAUGGUUUCGGUACCUACUUCCUCUACGGCUCCUUCUGCUUCACCAUGGCACUUUUUGCCUGGUUCUUUGUCCCAGAGACAAAGGGUCUCGCUCUUGAAGAUAUGGAUGAGCUGUUUGCCUCUGGGAACGUCCGAGAUAAGUUCAUACCAACAAGACUAACCGGAUUAGAAACUGGAAGAAAUGCCAAGGUAGAGGGAGAUAAGUUCGAGCACCUUGAGAAUGCAUAA